Molecule: messenger RNA, 1039 nt
Organism: Nestor notabilis (Kea)
Lineage: Eukaryota; Metazoa; Chordata; Aves; Psittaciformes; Psittacidae
Product: NHL repeat-containing protein 2
Exons: 5
Molecular function (GO): protein binding
Source: RefSeq, a predicted model, not a curated record
CGCCCAGGAGCUGUCAUGGCGGCGGGGGGGCUGUCGGGGCUCCUGCCCGCCCAGACCCAGCUGGAGUACGCCCUGCUCGAUGCCGACACUUCCCAGGAGAAGGAGAACUUGGUCUACCAGUACCUGAAGAAGAUGGACAGCCGGGAGGGGGACCUGACGGUGCCCGAGCUCGGCGGAGAUCUACAAUGGUUAAACACUGAAGGUCCUAUUUCUCUUCACAAAGACCUUUGUGGAAAAGUUGUGGUGUUGGAUUUCUUUACUUAUUGCUGCAUCAACUGCUUGCACCUGCUGCCUGAUCUCCAUGCAUUAGAGCACCAGUUCUCUGAUAAAGAUGGUCUUAUUAUUGUUGGAGUCCAUUCGGCGAAAUUCCCAAAUGAAAAAGUUCUGGAUAACAUUAAAAGUGCCGUUCUGAGAUACAAUAUUGUCCACCCUGUAGUAAAUGAUGCAGAUGCAACACUGUGGCAUGAACUUGAAGUGUCCUGCUGGCCAACUCUGGUCAUUCUGGGGCCUCGUGGCAAUAUGCUCUUUUCGCUUGUUGGAGAGGGACACAGAGAGAAGUUGUUUUUAUUUACUUCUAUAACACUGAAAUUCUACAAGGAAAGAGGACAAAUCAAAGAUAACAAGAUUGGAAUAAAACUAUACAGAGACUCCCUCCCACCUUCUCCCCUGCUGUUUCCUGGCAAAGUGACAGUGGAUCAUUCAGGAGAAAGGCUGGUCAUAGCAGACACUGGACAUCAUAGGAUAUUGGUUACUCAAAAAAAUGGACAAAUUCUACACACUAUUGGAGGUCCAAACAGUGGUAGGAGAGAUGGAAGAUUUUCAGAGGCAGCUUUCAACUCACCACAAGGCAUCGCUAUUAAAAAUAAUGAUAUUUAUGUAGCUGAUACAGAAAAUCACCUGAUUAGAAAGAUUGACCUGGAAUUAGAGAUGGUGACCACUGUAGCAGGCAUUGGGAUACAAGGUGUUGAUAAGGAAGGUGGAGCAAAAGGAGAAGAACAGCCCAUCAGCUCUCCGUGGGAUGUGGUCUUUGGAAAUUCAA